Cynara cardunculus var. scolymus (artichoke) is the source of this 1694-nucleotide messenger RNA. Its product is annotated as xaa-Pro dipeptidase. The transcript has 17 exons. The coding region runs from base 1 to 1563 and encodes 520 amino acids. Lineage: Eukaryota; Viridiplantae; Streptophyta; Magnoliopsida; Asterales; Asteraceae. The record is from RefSeq and is a predicted model, not a curated record. Gene Ontology annotation, molecular function: manganese ion binding; metalloaminopeptidase activity.
AUGGCCAACUCUCAUAAUAGUGUGGAUGAAGCACGCUUGUCAACGGCGACGACGAUCGCCAUGGAUUCUUCUUCUUCUUCUUCGCUGUAUCCUCCUCCCGAGGUCCCCAAGAAGCUUCACUUGGAAAACCGAGAGAAACUGAUAAAACAUCUCCGUGAAAGUCUAGAUUCAUCGUCUCGUCCUUUACGCGGAUUCGUACUUCUUCAGGGAGGACAGGAGCAAACUCGUUACUGCACUGAUCAUGAAGAUAUCUUCAGACAGGAAAGUUUUUUUGCAUAUUUGUUUGGAGUGCGAGAACCUGGUUUUUAUGGAGCAAUUGAUGUGGAUACUGGGAAAUCAAUACUUUUUGCUCCCAGAUUGCCGGCUGAGUAUGCUGUUUGGAUGGGAGAAAUAAAGGCACCAAAUUAUUUCAAAGAAACAUACAUGGUUAGCAUGGUCCAUUAUACUGAUGAGAUUACAGAAGUCCUUAAUAAUCAAUACCAAGGAUCUGGAAAACCCCUGUUGUUUCUUCUACAUGGGUUGAAUACUGAUAGCAAAAACUUCUCUAAACCAGCAGAAUUUGAGGGUAUUGAGAAGUUUGAGACAGAUCUCAAGACUUUGCAUCCUAUUCUGACCGAAUGCCGUGUUUUGAAGUCAAACCUGGAGCUUGCUGUGAUCCAGUAUGCGAAUGAUAUAAGCUCUGAAGCUCAUGUUGAGGUAAUGAGGAAGACCAAACCGGCUAUGAAGGAGUAUCAAAUGGAAAGCAUAUUUCUUCACCAUACAUACUUCUAUGGUAGCUGUAGGCAUUGUUCAUACACUUGUAUCUGUGCGACUGGUGACAACAGUUCUGUUCUUCAUUACGGGCAUGCUGCAGCUCCAAAUGACAGGACAUUGCGAGAUGGAGAUAUGGCAUUACUGGAUAUGGGAGCCGAAUUCAAUUUUUAUGGUUCUGACAUAACCUGCUCCUUCCCGGUGAACGGGAAAUUUACAAGUAAUCAACGUCUUAUAUACAACGCUGUCCUCGAUGCUCAUGAUGUUGUUAUAUCUACCAUGAAGCCAGGAGUAAACUGGGUGGAUAUGCACAAAUUGGCAGAGAAAACUAUUCUUCAGUCGCUGAAGAAAGGAUCCCUCCUUGUUGGUGAUGUUGAUGAAAUGAUGGUUGAACGACUGGGUUCUGUUUUCAUGCCACAUGGCCUGGGACACCUCAUGGGAAUUGAUACCCAUGAUCCUGGUGGCUAUUUAAAGGGAGCUGAAAGACCCAAAGAACCAGGAUUAAGGUCCCUACGCACAAGCAGAGAUCUCAUGGAGAAAAUGGUGAUCACGGUCGAACCUGGAUGCUAUUUCAUUGAUGCAUUGCUGGUUCCAGCCAUGGAAUCCCCAAAAACAUCAAAGUUCUUCAAUCGCGAAGCAAUCACCAAAUUUAGAGGAUUUGGGGGGGUGCGAAUUGAGAGCAAUCUGUAUGUUACCUCGGAUGGUUGCGUGAACAUGACAAAGGUUCCUAGAAAAGUCGAGGAUGUUGAAGGCGUGAUGAGCGGUGCGCCAUGGCCGAUCAAGAAGUCGAUUCAUGAAAAUGGAGGAUCUUAGCUUUACAUGUGACGAUAGUUGAUUUGGGAACUUCUUGCUCUACGGAUGUUGUUUAAAAUACGUUUGGAUGUUAUUAUAUGAAGUUAUGGUAGGGAUCAUGCGUGGUGGGGGGUAUUAAAAAAGUUUUAUCA